Poecile atricapillus (Black-capped chickadee) is the source of this 5035-nucleotide messenger RNA. It is a transcript of the gene FBXO28, whose product is annotated as F-box protein 28. The transcript is spliced from 5 exons. The record is from RefSeq and is a predicted model, not a curated record. Gene Ontology annotation, molecular function: protein binding. Gene Ontology annotation, biological process: protein polyubiquitination. The coding region runs from base 27 to 1079 and encodes 350 amino acids. Lineage: Eukaryota; Metazoa; Chordata; Aves; Passeriformes; Paridae.
CCCGCGGAGGAAGGACGGGCUCCAAGAUGGCGGCGCCGGAGGAGCGGCUCGUGUCGGAGGGCGAAGGCGGCGCCCCGGGCUCGGCGCGGCUCUCCCCGGCCCCGCUGCCGGAGGCCGCCGAGACGCUGGCGCCCAUGGAGCCGCCACCUCAGAGCAAUACGCUCAUGGGGCUGCCCAUCGUGGCUAUCGAGAGCAUCCUCAGCUUCCUGUCCUACGAUGAGACAAGCCAGCUGCGCUUGGUUUGUAAGCGAAUGGACUUGGUUUGCCAGAGAAUGUUAAAUCAGGGAUUUCUGAAAGUGGAAAGAUACCACAACUUGUGUCAAAAGCAAGUUAAAGCUCAACUUCCAAGACGGGAGUCAGAAAGGAGAAAUCAUUCAUUAGCUCGCCAUGCAGACAUCCUCGCUGCUGUGGAAACGAGACUCUCUCUCUUAAAUAUGACUUUCAUGAAGUAUGUGGAUUCCAAUCUCUGUUGCUUCAUACCUGGCAAGGUAAUAGAUGAAAUUUAUCGAGUGCUAAGAUAUGUAAACUCUACAAGAGCUCCUCAGAGAGCUCAUGAAGUUCUUCAAGAACUAAGAGACAUUUCCUCCAUGGCUAUGGAAUAUUUUGAUGAGAAGAUUGUUCCAAUACUGAAAAGAAAGAUGCCUGGGUCAGAUGUAUCGGGACGUCUAAUAGGAACUGCCCCAGUUCCAGGACCUUCUGCAGCACUGACAACAAUGCAGCUGUUCUCCAAGCAGAGCCCUUCCAGGCAGGAAGUCACCAAGCUGCAGCAGCAGGUGAAAGCCAACGGCACGGGCCUGACGGCGCUAAAGCGGGAGAUCUCAGAGCUGCGCGUCAAAGUGCAGGAGCAGCAGAAGCAGCUCCAGGAUCAAGACCAGAAACUGCUUGAGCAAACCCAAAUCAUUGGGGAACAGAAUGCCCGCCUGGCCGAGCUGGAGCGCAAGCUGCGAGAGGUGAUGGAGAGCACAGUAGGGAAUUCUUCAGGUUCCGGCUCAAAUGAACAAUCUCCCCGGAAACGGAGGAAGGCGGUGGAUUCCACAGACUGUCCUAGGAAAUCUAAACGCCUUCGGAACAGAAAAUAACUGGGAAGGAAAUGGCACCUUCAGGAGGAUACACUGCUCUAGUAGCCUAAGCAGGCCUGCUUGUUUGGAUACUGUGACCAGCUUCAUGGUGUCACGUAGGCUGCUGGCUCUUCAAAACACCACUUAGACUUGAACAGUAAUUUUCUUUCAUUGACUUUUCCCCUGCUUUCUAUAUGGGUGGGCCUAAUGCACAGAAUCUUUAAGAUUUGCAAUAGCUACGUACUAACCACACCUGCUCUGUUAUGUUUUGAAGGGUUAACCUUUUUUUCCGUGCAGAUGUGUUUAAAGUAAACUUAUUUGUGUUUAUGCAUAUGUUCACAUAAAAUCUUAAAUAAAUUGUCUUAACUGACUAAAUGGUUAAGAGUAAAAACAGAUGUCCUGUUCACUUGAAGGAAAGAUCCGCUUUUAAAACCUUGUUUUUGAGAACUUGACCUUUUUUGUUACAAGUGACCUUGUCUGGAAUGUCUGAAAAGUAGUUAAUACUUUUUGGGGUUCUCUGUAAUGAGUAAAACUGACUUCUUAAGCUACAGUAUCGGCUAUAUAUUUUUGUAAACUUCCAUGGAAGGGCCUUCUAUUCAGUCUUCACAUGCACACACCCUGGUUCUAGGUCUUGGGAGCCAUAUUCUACAUUUGCAUGGAUAGAUGCAUGUACAGCUUAGUCAGCCUGCCAAAAGCACUUGCCUGAAACUGUUCCAAACUCUGGGAGAGAGCACAGAGACCUGUCAAGCAAUUCCUUUGUUCCUCAGCCAUAACUCAGUCUCUGCUUUCAGCACAGCGGCUUCCUCGCAGCGAGGUGGUCUGGGAAGGUGAGCGGCAGAAGCGUUUGAGCCCGGGCUGUGUGGCUGCUACUCGCCCUGCCUGGAAGGGAUUUAUUGUUAGCCAAAGCUGGAGAAUGGAGAGGCUGCCUGUGCAUCACUUGGUUCAUAGGCCAACACCGAACACCUACAAAUUGUCCCUGGAGUCACCGAGCUCUGGGGACAUCAUUUGCGUGAAAUGCUGUAUUAUGGAAGAACUUAAACUAUUUUGUGUGUCUGUGUUGGGGUUGGGGUGGAAAUUUCUCUGUAACACUGAUGACAAUAUUCUAAGCUUUCCUUAUCCUAAAAGGUAUACCACUUCAGACAGAGCUUUAAUUUCUUUUGCACUUCUGUUUUGAGCUUGUAACUGGAAAAGCAUGUCUUGCACUGUUCAGUCUCUCUGGUCACUUUAACCACCUCAGAGUUGUGUACAGUGAUUAUUCCCCCCUGCCAUCUGUAUAUUUUUGGAAUCUUAUACAAAUACCAUUGUCCUUGGUUUUGUUUUAUUGUACUAAACUAUGUAGCUUUAUAAUUUGACUUAUGUUUUCUUUUUUUAACCAGCUGCUGCUGCUUUGUCUUUAGGUGGUUCUGAUUUCAACUUGGUAUGGCACUGAAAAUGCAAAUGCUGCAUUUGUAGCUUUCUUGAUAUUACUGCUGUGGGUUCAAGUGCAAGCUCAUUUUGUAUGGCUGUCAGCAUAACCUAGUGGCUGUAUUUAAAGCACCAAACAAAUCAGAAGUUGUGUGAUCAGAUCUUAUAUAAUCAUGGAAAACUGACAUUUUUCCUGAAACUUCAGCUACAGUUUUUACUUCUAAAACAUGGUAGCUCAUACCAGAAAUAAUAUUGCAAAUACCUAAUAUUUACAGACAUUAAGCUUUAAAAUAGACUUCUUGAGUAAUUUGAGUCUUUUCCAAAGAAAAAGGCAUUUUUCUUAAGCAUCAAGGAAAUGAUAAAAAGCUGUCUGAGAGCAGAAUUAAACUGUUGAAGGAGGAUUUGCUUGUACUGGUUUUCUGCAGCUCACAAUGUUUUUACGGGUAAGUCUAUCUUGGAGACAGGUACCUGCUAUUCAGCUUAAAAGUACUAGCAUAUACCUUAACUUCUAAAAAACAAUUUUAUGUCAAAGGGUCAGCAUGAUAGCCAGAAUUACUGUGUGAUACAAAUUAAUUGAACGCUUUUUUCUGAUAAAAUAUUCCUGUAAUAGAGUAAUUACCAGCUACUUGUGGUUAAAUACUUCCAAACAAGUAUAAACUUGUGAAUUGCAUUUACUGAAAAGGUUUAUUCAUACAUUUUGAAUAUUUUUCACUUUAGUUUCUUUAUUAAUUUCUAGAAUAUGCAGACAAUUUCCCUUUCCCACCAUCCCAGUAGCAUCCCCACAGUAGCAUUUCUGGAUGUGCUGGGGAAUCUCUGGCUGUCCAUAAACUGAGUUGGAAAACAACAGCCAGUUGUUAUGGGAAAUGUUCUCUGGGAACGGUUCCAACUUGGAACCUUCAGCUCAAGGAAGUAUCACAUGCUCCAGGAUUGCAGGUGCAUCCUGCUCCUCCGUGUGCUGAUAGUGAAAUGGAAUGAGGCCCACGAAACUUAAGGGGUAGGGGGGAUGGUUACAAGGCAGCUCUGAGAAAUUCCAUGAUGAAGAUACAGCAGUGUCUUCUAUUUCACGUCCUAGAGAGGGAAGGGUCUGAUGGCUGUUGGCUGGAAUGUACACCAGAAAAAUAUACAUGUGGGAAAAACAGAAUGAAGUAACUGGACAAAAUAGCUGGAACAUUAAUUUCUGACCCCAUAUUGUCCCUUGUUAAAUAAAAAGGAUUAAUUUGCAAUAUAUGAACAAGCUGAUGAAUCACCUGAAGUAAAACUAAAUCUCUUUUCACUCUCAGUGCCUGUGCACAUUUAUGUGAGUUGGUGUAUCAGCCUUGAAGUAGUGUUGGAAGUGAUUAGUGAUUGUAUCAUCUGUUCAAGGGAGAGCCUUAAACCAGUGAGACUGACAUGUAAGUUGCAAAAUUCCAUGAAAAAUUGAUUAAUUUGCAGCCACUCCUCAGUUUUAGUACUUGUGUCAAGGGCUGAAACUGAAAGAAAGAUCAGAACUGACAAGGAGAGCAAUUUUAAGUGUCUUACAUUUAGUUUCUUAAAAUAACUUGAAACUACUGAAGUAGCUUUACUGCUUUUCUAAAAAUAGCACUUGCUUAGGAACUGCUUUUGGUUUCAUAGUAAGGUUGAGGAUUUUUUUUUUACAAAUUUGUGUACCUAGUGACCAUGGUGAAAAUGAGAUCAGAAGAUACCAUAGUGGUACAUUUUUGAGGGGAAAAGCUGUUUGCAACAAGGUCUUGCUUCCCAAAUUGAACAGCCUCUGUGUAUGUAAGGACCCGCCAAACCUGGGCUAACGGGUGUAACAGGUAGAAGUGCUGAAGGAAGAAAGACUACCUGCUUAACAAGAUAAAUGUCACAGAUUAAAGAACAGAUGGAAGCAAAUGGAACUUUAUCAGUUCCUGAUACUCAGCAUUGCACGUUAAUUACCAAAUGUAUUAAUGCUACAGAGGAUGCUUGCAUGUAACUUCUUAAUGUAAAAGGUAAGACAGAAUUGAACAGAAACUCAGUUGCUCUUACUCAGAUCUUCUAACAGUGAAUUGUGGGGAGCACUAGGAUUGCCACAGGAAUUUUCAACAUUAAGAUCCUCUUGAAAAUAGGAUGAUGUAGGAUAUAGUGGAAGGUGUCUCAGCACAGGAGUCCCUGAUUCCUUGGUGUUCCUGAUGGUUUUGAAAGGAUAACUAGCAAAUUACAGUGAUAGAUUGUUACUUCAUGAAUAAAUAAAUUCAGUUAGGACUAUUUUACAGCAACAUGUCUGUUAGUUGUGGACUACUCUGUUUGACUCCAGUUGGAUUUCUGUGCUACUUUGCACUGUACAUGGCCCAGCCACUGUACCUUUUCCAUGAGCUCUCCACUCCUACAGUUCUCUUUCCUGGAUCUCACCUUCCAUGUUCUAAGGGUGCACUCCUGGCUUUGGUUUGUACAUGUAAUUGAACAUUCCAGUAUUUUUGUCCAAGCUUUGCCCCAGGUGAAGACACAGUAGGUACUGGAUCUCACUGUCUCUGGAAUGGAAAACGUCAGAUAGAAAAACUGUUGGUGUGCUGAAGACCUAAUAAAUCUGGAUUUGUUACACAGACUGCUUAAAC